Messenger RNA from Austrofundulus limnaeus, 1250 nucleotides. RefSeq names its product protein FAM173B. The record is from RefSeq and is a predicted model, not a curated record. Gene Ontology annotation, biological process: regulation of mitochondrial ATP synthesis coupled proton transport; positive regulation of proton-transporting ATP synthase activity, rotational mechanism; peptidyl-lysine trimethylation. The transcript is spliced from 6 exons. Gene Ontology annotation, cellular component: mitochondrion. NCBI's taxonomy places the organism in Eukaryota, Metazoa, Chordata, Actinopteri, Cyprinodontiformes, Rivulidae. The coding region runs from base 618 to 1160 and encodes 180 amino acids. Gene Ontology annotation, molecular function: protein-lysine N-methyltransferase activity.
UUCUCGUAGGUCUGUACGGCGUGUGGAGCAUGUUCACUUUGCCUGGCUUCCGCAAAGUCCCCUGGAAACUCAAGUGCUAGCAACAAUUAUGGAAAAAGAAAAAAGUGGUAAGUUUGUAAUAAAAAAAAUUUUGUUUUGUUUUUUUACACAAGGAACUGCGCCAUCAACUGGAGACACCUAAUCAGAAGAGAACUGAGAUUUAUUUAGCUGAAUAGUGCUGCUUUUGCUCAAACAUUCUGCAUGACUUAUUUUUCUCUUUUUAAAUGUAGAUCUUUUGUUGCUGAAAUGUGGAUUUGCACGGUAACAGAUCAAAGUGAAUUUACCAGCUACACAUAAGUCUUUCUGAGUUUGUCAUUGAGAUUUUGUGAAGCUGCUCAGAUGAUGAGGGUGAGGAUGAGUGGGAGUUCAGAUUCAAGGUUGUAACCAAAGCAGAAAAUUGAAGGUUGAGGCAGCUGGAGAGGGAGAAAAUGUUUUAUUAGUUUGAUAUUAUAUUGGACUAUGUUGCAUUGUGUUACUUUCCACAGAACUUAUUAUCUCUGGAACAAAAAACAAAUUCAGCAGAUUUUAUCAUCUUCCGUUUGAGCUCAUAUAUAUUUACUAAUAUAACAGAUGAGGUAAUGUUUACAGUAAUUACUGUCCUUCCUGACCGUACUGACUCUGUGCAUCAGGUCCCAUAUUUGCCCUCCAGCAGGGAUCAGACGCAGAACGUCAUGAAGCUGCUUGAGGGGCGAAGAGGUCGCCUGGCAGAUCUGGGGUCAGGAGAUGGAAGACUGGUGUUUGCUGCCUCCUCUGCUGGCUUUCAGUGCACCGGGUUUGAGAUCAACUCCAUUUUAGUGGCAUACGCCAGGAGCAAGGCUUGCUGGAUCGGAGUCCCCUCCAGCCAGGCAACGUUUGUUAAAAAAGACUUCUGGAAGACAGAUUUGUCUCCGUACAACAAUGUGACAGCGUUCCUUGCUCCAGGAGUGAUGGAGGUCCUGGGAGAGAAGCUCCUGAACGAGCUGCCAGAAGAAGCUCUCGUCAUCUCCUGUCGUUUUUCUGUCCCUAACUGGCCCCAGAAAGCCUCCGUCGGCUCAGGACUUGACCAGACGUUUGCCUACGACAUCAGCAGUGUGCGCUCACAUCUGAGAAUGCAGUCUAUGAACCCACGAGCUGAUCGAUAACUGGCACAGCUCGCUUCACAGAGUGACGUCAGAGAGAGGGCGGCAGGCGGGCGGAGCGCAGAGGGGUUCGGCGGUAUAAAGGCGCGCGGA